GCCAAGAUGGCCAUCCUCCCGCUGCCGGCCAAGUCCAGCCCCGCGGACGGCGGCGGCUUCCUGUCGCACUCCUCCAGCCGCCGGCCGCGCACGCACCUGUCCUGCCUGCAGCUGUCCAUCCUGCAGUCCUGCUACGAGACGUGCGCCCACCCCAACGCCAUGGAGUGCGAGGCCAUCGGCGCGGAGCUCAGCCUGCCGCUGAAGGUGGUGCAGAUCUGGUUCCAGAACACCAGGGCCAAAGAGAAGCGCUGGAAGCUGCAGCAGGAGAAGAUGUCGCCCCUGAUGGCGGGGAAGGUGGACACCAGCUCCGGGAGCUACCUGCAGUACAACGCCCUCCGCGCCAACCGGCCCAUCCUGCCCAAGCCGGUGCAGCUCACGGUCAUCGAGCCGGCGGCGUCCCCGGUGGCGGGCCAGCCCGUGCCCAAGGAGAGCCUCACGGGGCGCUGCGAGGCCUGCAGCGCCUCCUUCGAGUCGCGCGCCGCCGCCCGCACCCACGUCUUCUCGCCGCGCCACCUGGCCACGCUGAGGACCACCAACUUCGGCCAGCCCGCCACGCUGGUCAACAAGAACGGCAGCAGCGCCGGGGGGUCCGGCGGCGGCGGCGGCACGCAGGCGGCUCCCCCGGCGCUCUCCGUCCCCAGCUCCGGGAGCUCCGGCCGGGCCUCUGAAGGGGAGGCGGGCGGGGAGGCUCCGCCCCCCAAAGCCAGCAGCAACAGCUAGAGACCCUCGUCUGGGUUGACCUCCAAAUAACUCUUCCUGGACCCGUUUGGGCUCAUCAGAUUUUAAUGAACACGACUUUGAGCACUAACCCCUCGGAAGCUUAUAUAUCGUUUUUCUUUUUUGUUUUAAGUGCACUCUUCUCGCAGCCAAACUCUUUUUGGGUUCAACCCCCCCCCCCCCCUCCACCGAAAUGAAAUCCGAAAAUGGAGUUUAAUCACUAGGAUUCAUCCUGAAUCUAUCCCGACCCACUACUGCCUCUGCAUUAAUCAAUAGCUCUCGAAUUAGCCUGUACAUGUAUCAAGACGCGCACACACGAGACACAGAGAGAGAGAGAGAGAGAGAGGGUUCUGGGACUGUGAUAUUACCCUCCAUACGCACCCCUUCCCACCUUGCCUCCAUUACUACCCUUCACAUGCUUGUUCGUUGUCCGUAACUCGCACGACUGAUGCAAACGGAGGAGCCCCUUGACGCUGAGCCUGCACACCUUUUUGGGACUUCAAAUGUUAACGUUGCUCUCUCCCAGUUUGCGCCUUUGAAAUGUAUUUCAUGUAUUACGUCUACUUUGUCGAUUUUAGAACAACAUUUAAUGAGUGGAAUGAACCAGUGGAGCAGGCGACUGUCCGGCCGGGUUGACCUUUCACCCCUGUGACCUUUGACCUGGCUGCGACGCAGUCUGAAUGGGCGCUUGGUCUGACUUGGGAUUUUUACGGUACGGUAAAGCAGGAAAUGUCGUAACAUCUGCAUAUAUGUCCACAGUUUUCAUGACAAUCCAAGAAGACAGGGAAAAUGAGAGACUUAGAAAGUAGAUUAUUGGCAUACCGCACUUUGGCACAUUUUGUAAGAAAUUUUAAGCAUUCUGAUGCGGUGUCUUUUUUUUUUUAAAAAGAUACAUAAUUGCAUGUUGGAUGCCUUAAUAUAAAAUUAAUGAAAUAGAUUUUUGAUUUUUCAAGUCUUUUAAAAACAUGGAAUAGAUCUGAAAUUUUGUGUAGUAAGCCGAGUUGUGUUCCAAAAUGCAUACGAUCCAUCUGGGAAUAUGGUAUAUAAAGGGGACUCGUAUGAUUUUUUUUUUUUUAUAUAUAUAGAUA
Messenger RNA from Gadus chalcogrammus (walleye pollock), 1805 nucleotides. RefSeq names its product zinc finger homeobox 2 (gene zfhx2). The transcript has 2 exons. Gene Ontology annotation, biological process: regulation of transcription by RNA polymerase II; brain development; regulation of neuron differentiation. Lineage: Eukaryota; Metazoa; Chordata; Actinopteri; Gadiformes; Gadidae. The record is from RefSeq and is a predicted model, not a curated record. Gene Ontology annotation, cellular component: nucleus. The coding region runs from base 7 to 720 and encodes 237 amino acids. Gene Ontology annotation, molecular function: DNA-binding transcription factor activity, RNA polymerase II-specific; RNA polymerase II cis-regulatory region sequence-specific DNA binding.